GGCAGAAGCCUCAGGGGCUGCAUUCUGCGGGCUCCGUGGCACCCAUUCUUACAUCCUCCACCUUGAAAACUGGCAGGCUUUAGAACAAAACUAAAAUAAAAUAAACCAGUAGGCCACUUAAAAGAAAAAAAUUAAGCCCCCCUCUUAGACCUGGAUCAGCCGAUUCGACACUCUCUGCCAGCGGGAAGUGGUUCCCGCCAAGACAAAAGAGGGAUGUACCGUGAAGCGGGAGGACGACACUGGACUGAUUGAAGAAACUGAAGUUGUUGAUUACCUACGAGUCACGGAGAAGGGCACUUAGGUUCUUGGAGAGUCACGCAACACUUUGAUUACUGUGUGACUAGUUUUACUAGUAAACUGAGGUAGCCAACUGCCCAGAGGCUGUAACUGGACUUGUGAAUUGUUUGAACAGCUGUCCACUUGAAAGAGAACAGACAGUAGCUUCACACAACAGUUACACAAAACUUGUUUUAAGACAGUGGUUGAAUCUGUACUUCUCAGUAGUGCGUAAUUUUUAAAGUAGUAUUGAUUCUUGUUUUUAUAAAUCAAGUCCUAGAAAAAGCCAAAAUACCUGAAUGAAAUAGCCACAGUGAAAAACUUUACAACUGCUACCUCCGUGAUAGGUUCUUGUAACUUUAUUAUGGUAUAAAUGGGACAGCAGGUGUUCUCAAGUAUAAUUUUUGUAGUUUGCCAAUAUAGUCAUUACCAUAACUAUAGAUUCUCAUCAAGUUAGUAGGUUUCUGGUUACCUUUCUUUUUUCAGUAAAGGAAUUCCAUUUUAAAAACUUAGAACAAGAAAUGGACUCUCAAUUUAUUGAAUAUUAAUGCCUCUUUAAUGGUAAAGUCAUUUUUGCUAUGUUAGAAGACACAUUUUUGGAAGAAGACAUCUGGGAAUACAAAUCUAAAAGAAAACCAAAACCAAUACAUCCAAAUAAUUGCUCUGAGAAUAUCCCAAAAUCUGUUGAAAAACCAGCAGAUAGAAAAUACCAGUCAAAACAAAAAGGAAAAAAACCAAGAACUAUAGAAGCUAAAGGGAAGGGGAAAGACCAUGAAAUGUGUCUUACAGAAAGCCAGAGUAGUGUAUCUUCUAGUCAGAAUUCGAGUUGUGGAGAUGAUAUUCAGUUGUCCCAGGACAAAGAGACCACUCCAAGAAAGCACUGUAAAACUCACAAAAACAGACAAGUGUCCCCAAAGAUACGUCCAAUUUAUGAUGGACACUGUCCAAACUGCCAGAUGCCUUUUUCCACAUUGUUAGGUCAAACCCCUCGAUGGCACGUUUUUGAAUGUUUGGAUUCUCCACCCAUCUCUGAUACAGAGUGUCCAGAUGGUCUUCUGUGUACCUCAACAAUUCCUUCUCAUUAUAAGAAAUACACUCACCUUCUGCUUGCUCAAAGGAGAGCUAGUAACGAUCCUGUUAGUGGCUUGUCACAUGUGCCAGAUGGGACAUGUUUCAGUGAGACUAAGCCAGCCUUUUCUCCUACCCAUGAGGAAAAAUGGUCUCUGCAUCAGAAACAAACUGAAAACUUAAAAAAUGUUUCCAAUGAUCCCUUCUUGACGAUACAGAAUCUAAAAACAUCUCAGCUUACAACUGAAACCAAUAAAAAGAUUUCCUCUUCUACAAAUAUUCAUACUUCCCAGAAAGCUCUACAACCUAAAGAAUUUGUUAAGAAUGACAAACUGGUUGGAGUUGGUUUGCCUCUUAUUGGGAAAGAAUCAGUUGGCCAAAGCACCUCACAACACACAGAUCUACCAUUAUCAGAAAAUGGCUUCAGCAGCUGUGAAAUCUCCUAUUCUCCACUUCAAAGUGAUGAGGAAACUUAUGAUAUAAAUGAAAAGCUGGAUGAUUCACAACAGAAACUAUUUUUUACUGAAAGUUCUAAAGAUGGUAGCCUAGAAGAUGACGAAAGCUCUACUGUGUUUAAAAACCUCCGUGGUCAUUUACUGAAGAAUCCAGAGGAAAGCUACCCUAAAGUGAAUAGCUUCUUAACUCAGGAUAAGUACAGUGAAGGACUGUGUAAGUGCAAUGCUCUAAAUGAUUCAUUUCAUUUUCUCUCCCAAGCUGAAAGUGAUAUCUCUUAUGAUGCAGCAUUCACUGAUUAUUUUCUAUUGUUUCCACCUGCAUUAGCAGGGGAACGGCCUGCUUCUAAUUGUCAGACCACUAAAGCAAAACCUGAUGAGCCAGAAUUUCAGUCAUCUCAGUCAAAUAAACAGAAACAGGCAAUUGAAGAAUCAGCUGUUUAUAGUCAAGCUUCUCUCCCAUUACUCAAUUGUGAGUUGUCAAAAUCUUUAGAAAGUCAAGGAGAACAGUGUCUUUCUUUGCAUCCAAGCCAAAGUAAAAUUAGAGAAUUAUCAAAUGAGAACUUCUGUGCUAAGAACAAUGCCAACUCAGCAUGUGUCUGCAGAAAGAUGUUAGAUGGUGUGCCAGAUGGUAAAGUUACACUUUUAAGUACAGGAAAAUCUAGUGCAUCUACUGCUGCUAAGUCUUCUAGUCCUAAAGGUAAUGCAAGACAUCUUAGCAAGGUAAUGAAGCAAAUGGAUAUAGGUGUAUAUUUUGGAUUACCACCCAAGAGAAAAGAAGAGAAGUUGCCGGAGGAAAGUGCAUUAGAAGUGAUGAGCCUAAGUCCUAAUGAAAAGAGGCCCCAGCAGUGCAAGAGGAAAGCAGAAAAAUCUUUAAGUGAUUUAGAAUUUGAUGCAAAGAAUUUAGAUGAGAGUCAGUCCUCCGUGGAACUGUCUGACGACAGGUCACAGCAUCAAAGAAAGAGACUAAAAACGUCAAAAUCACAGGAAGGGACACGUCAGAAGUCAGGACACUAUAUUAAUACACAAGCAGAAUCUGGGACAGUCAAGUUAAGUAAAGAUAAAGUCUUCAUAAAAUCAGCUCCUGGCAGGCUGCAAAGAGGGAACACGAAGGUUUCACAGUCAUCUAAUGCAGGGGAAUUAAGACAAAGGACCUGUCCAUUCUAUAAGAAAAUACCUGGAACUGGCUUUACUGUCGAUGCCUUUCAGUAUGGCGAAGUUGAAGGCUGUACGGCAUAUUUUCUCACACAUUUUCAUUCUGAUCACUAUGCUGGGUUGUCCAAAAACUCUACCUUUCCAGUUUAUUGUAGUGAGAUAACUGGCAAUCUGUUGAAGAGCAAGCUUCAUGUGCAAGAACAAUAUAUCCAUCCGUUGCCAAUGGACACUAAAUGUAUAGUGAAUGGUGUCAAAGUCAUUUUGCUUGAUGCCAAUCACUGUCCAGGUGCUGCUAUGGUCCUUUUUUACCUUCCUAAUGGGACUGUUGUAUUACACACUGGAGACUUCAGAGCAGAUCCCAGCAUGGAGCGUUCUCUUCUUGCAGGCCAGAAAGUCCACACGCUGUACUUAGACACCACAUAUUGCAGCCCAGAAUACACCUUUCCAUCCCAGCAAGAGGUCAUCCAGUUUGCCAUCAACACUGCCUUUGAGGCUGUAACCCUAAACCCACGCGCUCUUAUUAUCUGUGGCACUUACUGUAUCGGAAAAGAGAAAGUCUUCCUAGCCAUUGCUGAUGUUUUAGGUUCAAAAGUGGGCAUGUCCAAGGAAAAAUAUGAAACAUUACGCUGCCUCAAUAUAUCAGAAAUUAAUUCCCUCAUCACUACAGACAUGUGCAAUUCUUUGGUUCACCUUCUCCCAAUGAUGCAAAUUAAUUUUAAGAGUUUACAAAGUCAUUUGAAGAAGUAUGGUGAGAAAUAUGACCAGAUUUUGGCUUUUCGACCUACAGGAUGGACCCAUUCUAAUAAGUUAACUUGCAUAGCAGAUGUUACUCCUCAGACCAAAGGAAAUAUUUCAAUAUAUGGCAUUCCUUAUAGUGAACACAGCAGCUACCUAGAAAUGAAACGUUUUGUCCAAUGGCUGAAGCCUCAGAAAAUCAUUCCUACUGUAAAUAUUGGCACCUGGAAAUCUCGGAGCACAAUGGAGAAAUAUUUUAAAGAAUGGAAACUUGAAGCUGGAUAUUGAUGAUACCAUAGAGGACUCAUGUGUAAUUAAGUAUCUUGGGUGUAGCUUGUUAGUUGUUAAAUCUAUAGUAAUAAUGAAAUAGGUCUUAAUAUAAAGCCCCACAUGAAGAUCGCUCAUAUAGUUUUUUUUCAUUUAUGUUUGAAUAACAUAUUCAUGGUGCCGAAUGCCUCUCAGCAUCAUCAGAGAUACCUGCCGACAGAUCUCCCUAGCAUCCUUAAUUUUUUUUUUGGUACUGGGGAUCGAACUCAGGUCCUUGCGCUUGCGCAGCAGGCAGUGGAACCACUGAGCUAAAUCCCCGGCCUUAAUUAGUUUUGCUUUCCCCUAUGGAGACAGUUACAUUCUGUACCCAGCCUAAGGGAAAGAAACAAAAGCAGGUUCAGGGACCAAAAGGAUUCAUGGCAAUGGAUAACUAGAUUAAAAGCAUUAUAUAUAAGUAAUUAUGUAUCUUUAAAAUUAUGAGAUAAAACAUAUAUAUUAUUUUUAAAUAAAAAUUAUUUUAAAAUUUGCUAUAAUGUCUUGAUGGAUUUUGUUUUAAUGGACUUCAGUUUUUUAGAACACUUUUAGGUUCAUAGCAAAGUUCAGCAGAAAGUAGAGUCCUAUAUGCCCAUGCCCUACAUUUUUACCCUCCCCUUUUAUCAUCAUUCCCCACCACAGCACUAUGUUUGUUACAGUUAAUGAACCGUAUUGACUCAUCAUAACCACCCAUAGUGCAUAGGUCCCUGUUGGUGGUGUGCAUUCUGUGAGUUUUGACAAAUGUAUAAUGACACAUAGCAAUCACUGAGGUAUCAUACAAACUUUUGACUGUUCUAAAAAUCCUCCAUGCCCUACUUAUUCAUCCCUUUCUUCUUCAUGACCCCUGGCAAUCACUGAUCUUUUUACUAUCUCCAUAGUUUUGUCUUUUUCAAAAUGUCAGAUAGUUGAAAUCAUACAGUAGGUACCCCACCCCCACCCCUUAAGACAGUGUUGCUAGGUAGUACAGGCUAGUCUUGAACUCCCAGUCCUCCUACCUCUGCCUCCUGGACUAGGAUUAUAGGCAUAUGCCACCAUGCCUGGCUAGUACAUUGGCUUCUUUUACUUAGUAACGUGAAUUUAAAUUCUUCCGUGUCUUUUCCUGGCUUGAUAGCUCAUCUGCUUUAGUGAUGAACACUAUUCCAUUGUCUUGAUGUACCAGAAUUUGUUUAUCUACUCACCUACAAGGGAUAUCUUAGUUACCUCCAAGUGUUCACAGUUAUGAAUAAAGCUGUAACACAUCCAUAUGCAGCUUUUGUGUGAAACUAAUUCUUGAACUCCUUUGAGUACUGCUGGCUCAUAUAGUAAGAGUAUGUUUAUUUUGUAAGAAACUGCCAAACUGUCUUCCAGAGUGGCUUUACCAUUUUGUAUUGCUACUGACAAUGAAUGAGAGUUCCAAAUGCUCCAUAUCCUCAUUAGCAUUUGGUGGUGUCAUACUGGAUUUUUGUCAUUGUAAUAGGUAUGAAGUGGUUUUGCGUUUUUGGUACCGGGGAUCGAACUCAGGUCCUUGCACUUGCAGGGCAGGUGGCAGAACCACUGAGCUAAAUCCCCAGCCCACAUUUUGCAUUUUAAUUUACAUUUCCCUAGUGACUAGUGUGGGACAUUUUUUCAUGUGCUUAUUUGCUACCUAUCUUUGUUCAAGUAUCUGUCCAGAUCUUUUGCCUUUUUUUAAAUUAGGCUUUUUUCUUAUUUUGAAUUUUAAGAGUUAUUUGUACAUUUUGGAUUACAUCCUUUGUUAUAUCUUUUGCAAAUAUUUUCUUCUAAUCAGGGCCUUGUCUCUCUUUUUGGGGGGGGUUACGGGAGAUCAAAUUUGGCACCUUGCACUUGGGAGGUAGGCAACGGAACCACUAAACUAAAUCCCCAGCCCUCCUCAUUCUCUUAACAGUGUCUUUUACCAAGCAGAAAUUUUUAAGUGUUUUUAAUUUUAAUGAAGUCUAACUUGCUAAGUAUUUCUUUCAUGGAUUGUGGUUUGGAUGUUGUAUUUAAAAACGCAUUGCUAAUUCCAUGAUCAUCUAGAUUUUCUCCUAUGAUAUCUUCUAGAAGUUUUAUAGUUUUAUGUUUUACAUUUAGCUCCAUGACUCAUUUUGAAUUAAUAUUUGUAAUGAAUAUGUCUAAUUUUUUGUAUGUGAAUGUCCAGUUGUUCCAACACUAUUUAUUUAAAAAAUAUUCUCCUUUCCAUUUUAUUGUCUGCCUAUUUGUGUAUUCUUUCAUCAAUGCUACAUUUUUGUGAUAACUUUAAUGUCAAUCUUUCAACUUUGUUUUCUUUCAAUAUUAUUUUAAUUUUUCUUGCUCUUUUGCUUGUCCAUAUAAAUUUUAGUUUGUUCACGUCCUCAAAAAUAACUUGCUAAAAUUUUGAUUGGGAUCGUUUUCAACCCUUACAUCGGGUUGGGAAAAACUGACAUCUUGACAGUAUUGAGUCUUCCUGUCUGUGAAUGUGACAUGUUUCUAUUUUUUUUAUUUAGUUCAUCAGAGUUUUAUGGUUUUGCUCAUAUAAAAGUUAUCUAUUUUCUUAGAAUUAUUCCUAAAUAUUUUAUUUUUUGGUGUUAGUAUGAUACUGUGUUCUGAAUUUCAAACUAUUUGUUCAUUGCUGUUGUGUAGGAAAACAAUGGACUUUUGUGUAUUAACUUUGUAUCCUGCAACUUUGUUAUGAUUGCUCAAUUUUCUACGCAGAUGAUCAUGUCAUCAGUGAACAGAGACAGUUUUAUUUCUCCAUUCCCAAUUUGUAUGCCUUUUAUUUCCUUUUCUUGUUUCAUUGCAAUAGGUAGGACUUCCAUUGCAGUGUUGAAAAGGAGUGGUAAGAGGACAUCUUGUCUUAUUCCUGGUAUUACUAGGAAGUCUUCCAAUCUCUCACUGUUGAAUAUGAUGCUAGCAAUUGGGUCUGUAUAGAUAUUUUUUAAUCAACUUGAAGUUCCCCUCUUUAUAGUUUACUGAGAAUUUUGAUCAUCACUGAGUAUUGGAUUGUGUCACUUGCUUGUUCUGAGCCUAUUGAUAUGAUAAUGUGAUUGUCCUUUUUCAGACUUCCAUGUGAUGAAUUUCAUUAAUUUUCAAACUAGCUUUCCAGACCUAAGUUAAAUCCCAAUUGGUUUUAAUGUAUAAUUCUUUAUACAUUGUAGGAUUCAAUUUACUGAUAUUUUGUUGAGGAUUUUUGCAUCUAUGUUCAUGAGAAAUAUUGCUCUGUAGUUCUUUUAUGUCUUUGCGUGGCUUGGUAAUAGGGUAAUGCUAGUCUGAAAUAAUUAAAGAGUAUUCCUCCUGCUUCUGUUGUCUGAAAGAGGUUGUAGAGAAUUGGUACAAUUUCUUUCUUAAAUGUGUGGUAGAAUCACCAGUGAACCAUCAUACUACCAAGCCUGGUGCUUUCUGUUUUAGAAAGUUAAUUAUUGAUUCAAUUUAUUUAAUAGCUAUAGACCCAGUCACAUUUUCUGUCUCUUAUGAGAGUUUUGACAGAUUAUAUCAUUCAAGGAAUUUGCUCUUUUCAUUUAGGUUAUCAAAUAUCUUUUGGCUGUUAGGAUUUAUAGCUGUGACAUCCAUCAUGAUGAUUCAAAGAGCCUAAUCAUCCAAUAAAACAUGCAGAAAAGUUUACAUGGAUGAUGUUUAUCUGAAUUAUUUGCUCAAGAGACAGAUAACUGUUUGGGACCUUGGAGGUAGAGCAAUGGAGGAAUUCACUUCUCACAGUGGUAUUAACUGUAAUACGGUUGUAUUGACUGCAGAAUGAGCCGAUAGCAAGGAAGCAGCCCAUCAGGAAAAGCUUAAGAUAAUUUUUGAUGUCAGCAAAAAUGUGAGAAUCAUCCACAGAACUCAGAGCUGUUUUUCUCCCAAUAAAACAUAAAAUGUAGCAGUUUUGGUAGCACUGGAAUCAUAAGGAAAGAAAGGUGCUAUGAAUGAUAAAUGAAAAGCUUCUUGCACACUGGGUGCUUAGCACAGACUGGUGCAAUUGGUGCCCUAGACUACUAUUUACUCUGCUGGGCUUUUACUGUACAGAAAGUCAUCUUGAAGUUCCCUCCAAGUUUCAUCCUGAGGAAUCCUGAUAUGGCCAUUCAGAUUGUUUAAAAAUUGGACCAGGUAUUUGGAUUUAAAAAGAAGAUAUUCAUUUUUACAUGAAAGAAAGAAGUCAGGAAUGGAGGGAAAGAAGGAGAAUCUUCUCAUCUCCCAGAUAAUAAUGUUGGUGGAUACCUUAUAAUUCUCAAUAGCAUCCAGGAGCUGUUAUCAAACAGAAGGAGGAAGACAGAAUGGGCACAAGAGAAAUUCUGGUGUCCUCUGCCUGUACAAAUGACUGUCCGGUAUAAAAAGGCAAAGAUGACGAAGUGCAGGCAGUGAUACUGGGUAGAAUUAUGGCAUCUGCCCCGAGUCCAAAACUCUUUUCUUGGUCUUUUAACCAGUGCCUGGAUCUUUGGGUCAGAAUAUUGUUUGGUUACUUCCCAAAGGGUAGUAACCCUCUUUGACCACUGGGCUCCUGUUGUGGUUUGGAUCUGGAAGAUCCCUCAAGACUGUCUUGCACUUAGAGGUGGAGAGUAGAUGGAUCAUGGAGCACUGCAUUCAUUAAUGGAUUCAAUCCACUGAUAUGAUUCCACAGAAGAGGACAAGGGGACGAGUUAAAAUGACAACAAUCUUAUCAAAUGUUCUUAGCAUCACAUAAAA
Messenger RNA from Heterocephalus glaber (naked mole-rat), 8615 nucleotides. It is a transcript of the gene Dclre1a, whose product is annotated as DNA cross-link repair 1A. NCBI's taxonomy places the organism in Eukaryota, Metazoa, Chordata, Mammalia, Rodentia, Bathyergidae. Gene Ontology annotation, molecular function: 5'-3' DNA exonuclease activity; damaged DNA binding. The record is from RefSeq and is a predicted model, not a curated record. Gene Ontology annotation, biological process: interstrand cross-link repair; double-strand break repair via nonhomologous end joining.